This is a messenger RNA of Colias croceus (clouded yellow), 1459 nucleotides long. Its product is annotated as putative gustatory receptor 28b. Gene Ontology annotation, cellular component: membrane; neuronal cell body; axon. NCBI's taxonomy places the organism in Eukaryota, Metazoa, Arthropoda, Insecta, Lepidoptera, Pieridae. Gene Ontology annotation, biological process: sensory perception of taste. The transcript has 4 exons. The record is from RefSeq and is a predicted model, not a curated record.
AUGGAGCAAAUUGGAAAGUGGUUUAAACGGAAAAAAAAGUAUGGCAACAUUGUCGAAGCAUGCAUUUUAAUAGGGACUGUGAGGAAAUUAUUAGGAGUAUCAAUUUUUAAUAUCAAAAGUACUUCUGAAAAUGUAAUUACUUCUCAAUUUUCGUUUGUUGGAUUUGUUUUGUUUACGCUGUGGCAUUCACUUUAUUUUUGUGCUAUUUACAAUGUGUACAGUUAUGACCAAACUAUAUUGCGAGUUUUAUAUGAUACGCAGUUGAAACACUAUGGAGAUUUAGUUGAAAAUAUCGCAACUACGACGUACGUUAUUUACGCAAUGUGGAAGAUAUCGUUCGACCUCAGUGGAGCUACUAAACACAUGCAGCAACUCGUUGAUAUCGACGAAGCGUUCAAAGAGUUGGGCGAAAAUAUAGAUCAUAGUAAAAGGUCUACUCCAUCUUUCCUGAUACCUGUAACACUCAUUAUUAUGUGGGUCAUACGUUCCUUCAGUAUCUGGGUUUCGAUAAGCCAAAGAAUAGACAACAUCCCGUACAGCAAGAUAUAUCAAAUAUUAUUCUCCGAUUCCCUAGUAUUUGUGACAACCCUGCACUAUGGUGUUUACCUCUUUAUAAUCCGUGACAGAUAUAAGAGAAUAAAUAAAGUGCUCAGGAAAUUACAAAGAAGAGGUGAGAGCUUCUUUUUUGUGCGUAUGAAAAAUGUGGAUAAUAAAACGAUCAGUAUGCAAGACAGGGCUCUGUGCGAAAUGGUAAACAAAUGUGGGAAAAUAUAUAGUAUGCUGUACAAGGCCACUGAGAUAGCUAACGAUAAAUUUGGUCUGGCAUUGCUUCUAACACUGUCUGUGUGGCUUCUUAUAAUAAUACUCUACCUUUAUUAUUUUAUGGAAGCGACUGCAGCAGGUCUGUUUCAUGAACUAGAACGAUAUAUUCAGUUCUUGAUAUACGUGUUUUGACAAAUAUUUUUUUCCAUAGCUAUGUUGUCUUCGAGCAUUUACUUCUGUGAAGUAACUGUUAAAGAGGCUAAAGUAACUUCUUUCUUGGCGCAUACUAUGAUUAAUAGUAGGAAUAUUGAUUCAUCUGUGAAAGAAGAGGCUUUGAAGCUCUCAUUGCAAGUUAUUCAUCAAACACCAAAAUUUACGGCGCGCGGCAUAUUUCCUAUAGAAUAUGUUCUUUUAUUAGAGGGCACUCGUUCUGUCAUCACCUUUCUGAUUAUAUUGCUCCAGUCUGUUACUCAAAAACAUUAAGCUUUCUUUGGCAGAGUUUAUCACCGACGGAAAAAUCUUAUUUCCGAAUUUUAAUAUUCUCAAGUAUCACUCUUCCUCUAGGUCAAUUAUUUUGAUUAUAUUUGUUAUUUUAUUAAUAAACUUCAUAUGGAUUUUAGAAGUUCUCAUCGGACAUCACCACUUAUUCAAUCAAUUUAAGAUAACAGUCAAACAUAAAAAAAAUAAUGAAUUUGGU